GUGAGGGGUGGUGUCUCUUGACCUGAACUUGGCUGACCCUGCGCCGCUUCCCCUCGCUCCUCGGGGCCGCCCUCCUCGGGAGAGUCUGGCUAAAACCCUGUGACCACUGCCUGAAGAUGACCUCCAGGGGCCGUCUCAGUCCCCAGGAGCAGCCUCAAGGGAUGGCAAAGCCCCCAGGAGCUUUGGCUCACAAUGGGGCCAGCCCUCCAGCUCUGAACUCUCAAGGCUUUCUGGAUCAACUCAAGAAGCAAUUCCCCAGGCUUCCAGAACAUUUGCAAGCACAGUUGGAGAACAUGGACCACUUGCUCCAGAAGAUUCUGCAGGAUCUCCAGGAAUAUCAUAAACAGGCAGAAAAUUUCCUCUGGAUCUUGGACACCUGCAGCCAACCCCCAGGUUUCCAGCCCAAGAAGACCAACCAGGACUCCUGCGGGCCGGCCAGCCCCGAGGCUUCCUGGCACCCCAGGAUCAGGACCCUGCAGCCCUCCGGCCUCCGGGAACCACACCGCUGCGAUGUCAUUGCCACGAGGUCGUCCGAAUGGCUCCAGCAGCUCUCCCGAGCAAACGAGGCUGCAACUAACCAGCUGAACACGAAACCCCCCCAGGACUCCGAACCCCAGUUUUGGCAGGAUGUUCUGACUGAGCAGCUCUGGCGGGUUUUUGUCGGGCUCCCUGAUAAAGCAGAUGGGCCAGGACCCAGGAUGACAGAACAGGCGCCAGGCCUGGAAAGCCAAGAGCCGGGACCACACCAGCGGAGGGCAGAGCCUCCUACAGAAGACACCCCGGUGCUCAACCUGCCUUCGCCCUCCCCCAGCACCCCUGAGGGUUCCGGAAACACCGGGAGCACAGGUUCUGGCGGGACAUCAGGGGGGAUGCUCUUCCACACGGCCCAGGAGUCUGCUAGGAGGCCCUGUCAAUUUCUAAAGCCCAUAUGCUGGGACCCCGAAGACUUUGAAGACACAUGGACAAGGCCGGAUGUCUUGCCCUGGCAAUCCAGGAAGCUGGCCGUCCCCCACAGAAUGGAGAAGAUGCGGGUGCUAAAACCCGGGGAGCCCUUGCUUGUCACCACCAUCAGCAGCUUCACCAGGCACGCAUUCACUUGCGGCAGGAGCGGCAUCAAGGUGUGGAGCCUGGUGGGCCAGGUGAUGGAGGACAGGUUUCCGGAGAGCCACCUGAGCAUACAGACCCCCGGUGCCUACCUGCGUACCUGCCUGCUGUCCCCAAACAGCAUGACCCUGCUCGUGGGCGGCAACAGCCUGGCUGGCGUGACCGUGUGGGACCUGAAGGCCCCUUCCCUGCAUGUGAGAGAGAAGCUGCCCUGCGCGGGGCUCGCCUGCCAGGCCCUGGCCUCUAACUUUAAGGACAACCUCGCCUUUGCCGGCUUCGGCAACGGCACCGUCAGGAUCUGGGACCUUCGGGACCAGAAUGUGGUCAGGGAUCUGCCGGGCCUUCAGGAUGGAGCUAAGAACCUGGUUGUCAAAGAGCAGCAAGUCUGGACAGGGGGUCUGGAUGCCUGCCUGCGCUGCUGGGACCUGAGGUCCCCCAGGGAGCCCCAGGAAUACCAGUUUGAUUUUCAGAUAAUGAGCCUAUCCCCCCACCCCUGGGAGGACUUCAUCCUCGUGGGCACAGCCAGCGGCCAGCAGUGGCUGCAGCCCACCCACGGGGGCCAGAAGUACACAGUGGGCUGCAAGGACAGCACCAUCCUGGGUCUCCAGUUCUCCCCACUUGGGCGGUGGUGGGUGAGUGUCGGGAUGGACAACCUGAUCAGCGUCUACAGCAUGCCCACGGGGACCAAGGUGUUCCAGGUCCCCGAGACCUCCAGCAUCGUCUGCUGUGAUGUGUCCCCAAACAACCGCCUGAUCAUCACGGGGUCCCAGAAGGAGGCCGCGGUGUACCAGCUCACGUACUGAGGGACCCCGUGGGCAGGGCUUCCUUUGGUGCCAGCCCAUUGGGCGGGUUGAUCUUCAUCACUAUAAUAAAGCAACUGAAAAAAGUAGGGUGAUGUGGUUCUGCGCCCUGCUCUGCCUUGUGCACCUCAAGACCUGGAAGGACUCCCUUCAGCCAGGGCCCGGGAGCCCUUCUUGUCCACUUCUCUGAGGAUGUGCUGAAAAUCAGUGAAGCCGCCCCCGGAGGGAGG
Molecule: messenger RNA, 2134 nt
Organism: Talpa occidentalis (Iberian mole)
Lineage: Eukaryota; Metazoa; Chordata; Mammalia; Eulipotyphla; Talpidae
Gene: TLE6
Product: TLE family member 6, subcortical maternal complex member
Exons: 17
Coding region: 117-1907 (596 amino acids)
Biological process (GO): negative regulation of canonical Wnt signaling pathway; regulation of DNA-templated transcription
Cellular component (GO): transcription regulator complex; nucleus
Molecular function (GO): protein binding; transcription corepressor activity
Source: RefSeq, a predicted model, not a curated record